Messenger RNA from Folsomia candida, 1586 nucleotides. RefSeq names its product zinc finger protein 813-like. Gene Ontology annotation, cellular component: nucleus. The record is from RefSeq and is a predicted model, not a curated record. Gene Ontology annotation, biological process: regulation of transcription by RNA polymerase II. Gene Ontology annotation, molecular function: RNA polymerase II transcription regulatory region sequence-specific DNA binding; DNA-binding transcription factor activity, RNA polymerase II-specific. Bases 514 to 1116 code for a protein of 200 amino acids. NCBI's taxonomy places the organism in Eukaryota, Metazoa, Arthropoda, Collembola, Entomobryomorpha, Isotomidae. The transcript is spliced from 6 exons.
UUUGUUUUAAUUAAUUAAUUAUUGCAAUUUAACAGAAAUAAAUGUGAACGGUGGAGCAAACGCAAAAUGGGUACUUUUUGCGUUCAAGGUUGAGUUUGAGUUUGUAAACAAACACAAAAAUCUGGGAGGAGGAGCGACUUUUGCGCUGGAAUCAAACAUUUUGUGUUUAUGUUCAAAAACUAUGUUUGUGUUUACUUGCGCAAACAACCUAAUACCUUGACACCGUAGAAAUAAACACUAAAAACCCAUAAUUGAAAUAAAAUACUACUAAACGUAUAAUUGUAGCUUAUGUACAUAAAUCGUAACCAACAAUUUGCGCGACACCCAACCUUUGUAACUACUUAACACGCGUAAUUAUAAUUUACCAGUGUUUCUAUAAAAUUGGAACUGAAAUUCUAUCUUGCCACAAUCUUUUCCUUCGGAAAAUAUAAUAACAACACCUCCAAGGUUUUGCCGUCCCAAAGAACCCUAAAAAUAUAUUCGAGCUGACAUAAACACAAUUAAUUUGUAACCAUGUCCAAGAAAUUACGACAACCGGAUCUCACACACGAAGAUAUUCCACAUUCCCAAGAAGGCGACGUAAAGUUUGAAGUAUUUUCAGUCGCUAAAAAUGAAGCCAUCGUUAAAACUGAAGUGUUUGAAACGUGCCAACUAUCUUGUCCCACUUGUGGAGAAGUUUUCCAGGCAGGGAGGGAUUUAGAGAUGCAUUCUUGUCCCCAAGGGACGACCCAGAUAAAUUAUCCAUUACCGUGUUCCUUAUGUGGAAAAACAAUCCCCCUGGGAAACAAGGAAGCAGAAGGUCAAUGUUGUACAAUCGUUAAACCCCUGGCCAAGUACAGUUGCAACAGAUGUGGGCGCACCUUCGACAGGCGAUUUAACUUUGAGCGACACAUUAAGCGAGACCGUGACUGCAACCCAGACCUGGAGAAAUUUCAAGUGACCUCACGGUCAUCUUCCCGGGAACUACGAUGUCCUCACCCCGGAUGCAGACGGACCUACUUGAAACCUUCAGAAUUCACCAAACAUGUCAAAGUUCACAGUUCGGAGAGACCAAUCACCUGCGCACGAUGCGGCAACGGGUACAAAUUGCUCAAGACACGAAUGUGUCGUAAAUGAGAGCAAGUUUGGGGACAAUCAUACCACUUGUCAUCGGUGUGGGGCUCGGUUCAAGAAACGAAAAUAUUUAACAGCUCACCUCCGAGAGAAGAAUGAAUGCACCAGAUUAGCUGCGACGAAUACUUCGUCAAAAGUACAAGGUGCAGAAGAUUUUUCGCCUGACAUGAUUUUCCUCGAAAAAGGAGCGCCCCAUUCUGACGAGAUAAUCAUCAAGUAGGAAGUCAUCCUAGGUACCCAAGAAGAAGAGAUGUCAGCCAGGGAAGAUCCAGACGACUUAUUUUUAUAACCAGGGCUGGGUCAUCGUGUCGAUUGAUGGCAAAAAAAAUGUGAACCACAGGCCUUCCUAAAUUAGAUAAAUAGAAGUAUAAAAACAUAUCAAGAAUGUUGGCAAAUAUUUAAAUAUAGGGACUUAAUUUCCCCUGGCAUUUCAUUUGGAUGGAAUUGACUGAUUUGUAUUUUUUUAAUAAAAA